AUUCCCAGUUAUUGUUGAGGUUAACAUGUAGUUACUAAUUUGAAUACAAAUAAAUAAUUGUUUUGAAAAUUUAUUUGUCAUAAUUUUACAUUUGUUAACAAAAAAAAUCAAUACAGUUUUAUUUCAACUACAGUCAGUUAAUUUCAGUUUUGAGGUUAUAAAAUUUAGCUCUGUCAGGUUGCAUAUUCUGCUAGAUGACCAGUCACAAUUUUCAUGGAGAUGCCGAUCAACACUCUCUUAUUUACAUAGUGAUUUACAACAAAUUUCUGAGUUAAAAACUGUCGCCUAGGCCUCUAAAUUGUGUUUACAGACAUCAGUGCUUCAUCUAGAAUUUAUUUUGGUUUGGUUUUGUGCGUAAAGGACUCUGAAAUUCGUCUGGUAGGUACAACCUAACUUGCUUUGUUUGUGUGUGUUCCCAAUUCUCAACUUAAUCAUGAAUAUUACAUCGGCUGCAGGAAUUAUAUCUCUGCUGGAAGAGCCUAUGCCAGAAUUGAAAAUAUUCGCUCUGAAAAAGUUGGAUUUGAUUGUAGACGAAUUCUGGCCCGAAAUAUCAGAGGCCAUACAGAAGAUCGAGAUCCUACAUGAAGACAAAAGCUUCCAACAGCAUGAUUUAGCAGCUUUGGUAGCCAGUAAAGUGUACUACCACUUGGGAUCGUUCAGUGAUUCCCUCCAAUACGCCCUAGGCGCUGGUAAUCUAUUUAACGUCAACUCACACAGUGAGUACGUCGAUACAAUUAUCGCAAAAUGCAUAGAUCACUACACGGAGCUGCGUAUCAGGAACUACGAGAACGAAAAAGACCCCCAAGAAAUCGAUCCGAGGUUGAAAGCGAUUGUAGACCGAAUGUUCCAACGAUGUUUGGAUGACGGCCAGUACAAACAGGCGUUAGGGUUGGCUUUGGAGACUCGUAGAAUGGAUAUUUUUGAAAAAUCCAUCAGGGAAUCAGAUGAUGUUUUUGGUAUGUUGUGUUACGCGUUCAACGUAGCUAUGGCGACUCUAGAUUGCCGAGGUUUCCGUACCGUUGUGCUACGCCAUUUGGUGCAGUUAUACCGUAACCUAGCUGUCCCCGAUUACGUCAACAUGUGUCAGUGUUUGAUUUUCCUAGACGACCCUGUAACUGUAGCAAACGUUUUAGAAAAGCUGAUCGCGGAGUCUGAGGAUAGCACACUGAUGGCCUACCAGAUAGCGUUCGAUAUGUACGAGUCGGCCACCCAACAGUUUCUGGGCCGAGUUUUGCAGAAUUUGUGUGCUGCCAAUCCGCUUCUCACCACUACACCGAUCGUUCCAAAAUUGCCCACCUCUGAUGGAGCGAGUACUUCGUCCGCAGUCACAGUAGCCGCUCCGGUUCCUGUGGAGGAACCGGUUAUCGAGGCGCCGCCACCGAGAGACGUCAACAGUUUAACCGAGGAGGAGAAACUGCUACAGACCCGUGUCCAGAACCUCAGCAGAAUCCUUAGUGGGGAGGUUUCCAUUGAUCUACAUCUGCAGUUUUUGAUACGUAGCAACCACACAGAUAUGUUGAUCUUAAAAAACACCAAGGAUGCUAUCCGGGUGUCGAUUUGUCAUACAGCAACGGUUAUAGCCAACGCCUUCAUGCACAGUGGCACUACCAGCGACCAGUUUCUGAGGGAAAAUUUGGAGUGGCUCGCCAGGGCUACCAACUGGGCCAAACUGACUGCAACGGCUUCGCUGGGAGUCAUACACAGAGGUCAUGAACAAGAGGCCUUGGCGCUGAUGCAGAGCUAUUUGCCCAAAGAGGCGGGACCGAGUUCAGGUUUCUCGGAGGGCGGGGGAUUGUAUGCGUUGGGUUUGAUUCACGCCAACCACGGCGCGGUCAUCACCGAAUAUCUGCUGAGUCAGCUGAAGGACGCGCAGAACGAGAUGGUGCGACACGGCGGCUGUCUCGGACUUGGAUUGGCUGCCAUGGGAACCAACCGUCAGGAUGUCUACGAACAGCUCAAGUUCAAUCUGUAUCAGGACGAUGCUGUGACCGGGGAGGCUGCAGGCAUAGCAAUGGGCAUGGUGAUGCUGGGCUCGAAAUCGUCACAGGCGAUCGAGGAUAUGGUGGCUUAUGCGCAGGAGACGCAGCACGAGAAGAUCCUGCGCGGCCUGGCUGUGGGGAUAGCUCUCAACAUGUACGGCAGACUGGAGGAGGCGGACGCCCUCAUUCACUCGCUCUGUCAGGACAAGGAUCCCAUCCUCAGACGUAGUGGCAUGUACACCAUCACUAUGGCCUACUGUGGCACCGGUUCAAACCAGGCGAUCAGACGUCUGCUGCACGUGGCAGUGUCAGAUGUGAACGACGACGUUCGUCGGGCGGCCGUCACGGGGCUGGGUUUCCUGCUCUUCCGAACCCCGGAGCAGUGUCCUAGUGUCGUCUCACUGCUCGCCGAGAGCUAUAAUCCACAUGUCAGGUACGGAGCAGCAAUGGCGCUGGGCAUAGCUUGCGCGGGGACUGGGUUGAAGGAGGCCAUCGCCCUGCUGGACCCCAUGACAAAUGACCCGGUGAAUUUCGUGAGGCAAGGCGCUCUCAUAGCGUCGGCCAUGAUACUCAUACAGCAAACCGAGCAGACCUGUCCCAAGGUCAAGGACUUCCGCACACUCUACUCCAAGGUGAUAGUUGACAAACACGAGGACGUGAUGGCAAAGUUUGGCGCCAUUUUGGCGCAGGGCAUAAUUGACGCGGGCGGUCGCAACGUGACGCUGACGCUGCAAUCUAGGACAGGCCACACGGACAUGUUGGCGGUGGUCGGCACCCUCGUCUUCACCCAGUACUGGUAUUGGUUCCCGCUCUCGCACUGCCUGGCACUCGCCUUCACGCCCACCUGUCUCAUUGGUCUGAACGCACAACUGAAGAUGCCAAAGGUGGAAUUCCGCAGUGCAGCGCGUCCAUCCACCUAUGCCUACCCUCCACCGCUCGAGGAGAAGAAACAGGAGGAGCGAGAAAAGGUGACAACUGCAGUGCUCAGUAUCGCCGCCAGACAGCGCAGGCGCGGUGGAGGUGGAAGCAGCAGCAGCAAACAAGCGGCAGCUGAUUCUGCCACUACUUCCGGUUCAGCUACUACUACUUCCGGUUCGGCAGCUACUUCCGGUUCCGGUGUGGCGGCUACUUCCGGUAAAGAGGAGAAGAUGGAGGUGGACGAGUCGAAGGAGGAGGUGACGGCCGAAAAGGAGAAGAAGGGUGCCGACGAGAAGGAAACUAAGAAGGAGGAGAAAGAGGAAAAGGAGAAGAAGGGGAAGAAGGAGGAGAAGUCGAAGCCAGAGCCCAAUUUUGAGGUGUUGUCGAAUCCGGCGCGCGUGAUGAAGCAGCAGUUGAAGGUAAUUUCACUGCUAGAGCCGAACGGUCGCUACGUGCCACUGAAGGAGGUGGGAGGAGGGGGCAUAGUGAUGAUGAGGAGGCGAGGAGGGGCGGCGGCCGCCAUGGAGCAGGAUGAGGAGGAGGAGGAGGAGCUGGUGGAGCCGGUGGCUGCCUUUGGACCGAAACCCGAAGAUGACCGGGAACCGGAACCGCCCGAACCGUUUGAAUACACCGAGGAUUAGGAGGGUGGUGCAAAGAGAUAACUCUGAAAUUUGUGGAGGGUUAUCAUUUUGUCAAAAAAUGGAAAUAUAUUUCACUGUAUUUUGUAAAAAAAAAAAUGGUAAUUAAAGGGCCGUUUGCACAGUGAUAGCUUAGACUGAAUUCAAUCAGCUGUUGGCUUAAACUCAAAAUAAAUCACAUUAUAACAAAUUAUACUUGAUAUAGAUUUAAUCCAGUUUAAGAUGAAAUUUAGUUUGAACUGGCAUGUGCGCAUGUGCAAACGGCCCUAGAUCUGUCAACAUACGUAUAGACCCUCCUCCCACCAUCCUAAUACGCAUCUUAAUAAUCUAUGAACUGAAGUUUUCUUUGUUUUUAUGGUACUAGAAAUCAUUAUUUUUUCAAUUAUUGUUUCUAAUACCGAUGUUUAUGUGUUAGAAGAUAAUCUUCUUAUUUGAGAACAAUUUUCAGAUGUACUGUUUCAUAAUUAACCUGAUAAUAUUUAUUGAAUAAAUUCGUUUAUUAUUUAAUUA
This is a messenger RNA of Nilaparvata lugens (brown planthopper), 4045 nucleotides long. RefSeq names its product 26S proteasome non-ATPase regulatory subunit 1 (gene Rpn2). Gene Ontology annotation, molecular function: enzyme regulator activity. NCBI's taxonomy places the organism in Eukaryota, Metazoa, Arthropoda, Insecta, Hemiptera, Delphacidae. The coding region runs from base 434 to 3538 and encodes 1034 amino acids. The transcript is spliced from 8 exons. The record is from RefSeq and is a predicted model, not a curated record. Gene Ontology annotation, biological process: regulation of protein catabolic process; proteasome-mediated ubiquitin-dependent protein catabolic process. Gene Ontology annotation, cellular component: proteasome regulatory particle, base subcomplex; nucleus; proteasome complex.